CCCUCCUCUCUGGGCCUGGCCCUGCUGGCUGGGAACAGGUUGUCCUGGGGUGGGAGAGGUAAGGGAGCAGGGUCAUGUUCUAACCACCCCCGACGCCAGCAUAGCCGCUGGCUGUGUGACCUUGAGCAGAUCAUUUCUCCUUUCUGAGCCUCAGUUCCUGUCUGUAAGAUGCAUAUGAUAAUAUACAGCUGUACAUAAAAAAAUACAGUGGCUUAAACAAACUAGGGGUGAUACUUGCAGAAAAGGAGCCAGGGGUCAGCAGCUCCCUGAAGUGUCAGCGACCCCAUGUCUUCUCCUGCUGCUCCACCAUCCUUGGUGUACAGCUUUUGUCUUUGUCAUCACAGGUGGCUUCUGUACCUCCAGGCAUCAGGCCCGCCCUCCAGGAAGGAACAGGUGGAAAGGACCAAAGCCCUCCUCAGAGGUUGUUUUUCUGAGAGGGACACCUUGCCCCCAAAUCCUGCCAGUUCUUGCUGGCCAGAACUGGGUCAUGUGAAUAACUCUAGCUGCAGGGCCAGUUAGUGUCUUCCCCAGAACAGCACCACCCCAGACAAAAUGGGGGUUCCGCUAGGAAGAAAGCAAGAUGAGUAUUGGGAAGCAGCCUGCAGUGUUUACCAUCAUGCACUUCUCAGGGCAGCCCUUUGAGAGUGGCAGAGGUGGAACUGGCUUGGAAGGCGAAAUGUUACGAAUGCAGCAUAUGCCAAGUUGUAGUCUUGGGUGAGGUGAACUCGGACUCACAAAGCAGGAUCAUGUUGGAGAAGCAGGUGUAGGGGAGCUGUGGGUUCUUGAAGACCAGGAAGCAAGCGCUGUCAUGGUAGGCCUUGUCCUGCUUCCCCAGCAUUGAAAUACAAGUGGGAGGUUGGGGCGUGUGGGGAACCAGCGUAGGCUCUGGAUUUGGUCUCAUCCUGUCUGGAGCCUCCAUUUCCUUUCUUUAAAGUGGAGCUAAUAACUCGGAAGCUUCAGUGACUUGAUAUCUACAGACCGCCUGUGCAUCCUAGUUGGCCAAUAACUGAUACCUCCUAUUGUUAGAGCUUUGAUCUGACUUAAGGCCAGGAGAUGCCUGGCCUGCGGCCCCCAUGGCUGGAGCACCUCCUAGGAGGGCUCAGUGGAGAGGAUGUCAUUUGUAUGAAGCGAUGUCCAGAGCCACCGAAACAGCCGCUCUUAGAUUUCCGUCGUGACACACGUGAUGGGUAACACUCAUGUGCAGGACCCAUGCCCCAGCAUCCUGGCUGUAACACCACCCCAGAUACUGGGGGACAUAGGAGUAAAGUGUUAAUUUACAUUUUGAAAACCAUAUAAUUGGCAACUUUAAUCUUUUCUAUUAGUAACAGAUUUUGUAACACAUCUUGUAACUGCAGCCCAUGGAGGUGAUCCCAACCCCAGGGCUGAGAAUUGCUCCCAGCGAAGGGUCUUCUUCCCCACAACGAGGGUUGUUGCCCCGGGGUGAACAGUGGGGCUACAGUUAGGUCCCCUCUGCAAAUAGCCAGGCUUUCCAAGGCAGGAAUAGCUGAGAAACAUGCAUCAUAGCAUAUUUUUUUUCUAAUUUUAGUGUGUGUAUAUAUAUAUAUAUAUAUAUAUAUAUACACAUAUACAUACACACACAUACAUAUAUAUAUAUACACAUACAUAUAUAUUUUUUUUUUACAAAGAGCUAGUGGCUAAAAAUGUAUACGUGUUAAAUUUUAUAUCAGGGAAAAAUACUCAUGAAAGCAAAAUGAAAAGAAUGUAAAAUAGUUACUUCCUUUCUAAUCCUCAAUCCUUACUAGUUUAGCUAAUCUUGGUUCCCCCACUCCUACCACCCCUUGCCAAGCAGAGAGGAGACCUGCGUGACUUGGCUUGAGUUGACCUAGGGGCCAUGAGGUGAGUACAUAGAAGAAAACCACUUCUCAUUCCACUUCUAUCACCACUUUCUCUUUGACAGCUUACAACUUACAAGUACUUUUUCCUCAGUAAACACUAUACAGCUUCCAUGGAACUUUUAAAACUGCCUCCAGCUUGGCUGCUUCAGCAAAUGGGCCUCACCAGGGCCUGCCUUUUCCAGGCUCAUAAAGGGGCAUUGCCCCUCCCUAGACCUGCUGGUCACUCUCCCCUCAAGGAGCAGAGUUGGAUGGCAACAAGGCCUGAGUCUCGUGAGAUACAUGCCCAGGUUUUAAGCCAAGAUCCAAGGUUUCUUUAUGAGCAAAACAACGAGCAGCCAGGACGCUGAGAGUAGAGCUGGUUGGGCCAUAGUCUGUUGUGGAUUUGGGGCAUUCUCCUUCCCGCUGAAAGCCUGGCCCUCCCUCCCCCACUGGCACCUGACUGCCCUCUGGGUGGAAAUUCCUUCCCCUUUGCCCUGGUAGGGCACCAUGUCAGUGCCGCCCUGUGCCGGGAGCAGUGCACGUCCAGCCUGCUGCCACCCCAGAGUACUGCAGUGGACAGGUCCCUGCCCAGAUCUGGCAGGUGUUCAUGUGUGUGCUCCCAUGUGCCCCCGGAGGUGAAAGUGUGAACAUGUGCCUGGGCUGGUGCCCUAGUAUGUGUGAGUACCCGCAAGGCACAAGUGUGUCUCCACGUAUGUGGGCAUGCAGGUGCGAAUGGACUGGGAAUUGACAUCCCAGGAAGUGUGCGUGCAUGUAGUGCACACCCACAUGGACACAGUGGGGAUGAGGAGUGAGAGUGCCAGGGCAUGUAUGGAGACAGCUGUGCCUGUGCGUUUCUGCCCUCCCUGUCCCCAGGCUGUGAGGGAUCUCAGCUCUAGAGAGGAGAGCUUCUGCUUCCACUUGGGAGAUGUUUCCUCCUCUGUGGGGGCGCUCCAUGAAAUACACGCUGUGCAGUGACAACCAUGGCAUCAAGCCCCCGACCCCGGAGCAGUACCUGACCCCCCUGCAGCAGAAGGAGGUGUGCAUCCGGCACCUGAAAGCCCGGCUGAAGGACACGCAGGACCGGCUCCAGGACCGGGACACAGAGAUUGAUGACCUGAAGACGCAGCUGUCACGCAUGCAGGAGGACUGGAUUGAGGAGGAGUGCCACCGCGUGGAGGCCCAGCUGGCCCUGAAGGAGGCCCGAAAGGAGAUCAAGCAGCUCAAGCAGGUCAUCGACACUGUCAAGAACAACCUGAUUGACAAGGACAAGGGGCUGCAGAAGUACUUCGUGGACAUCAACAUCCAGAACAAGAAGCUGGAGACGCUGCUGCACAGCAUGGAGGUGGCCCAGAAUGGCAUGGCCAAGGAGGAUGGCACCGGGGAGUCAGCCGGUGGGUCCCCUGCCCGCUCCCUCACCCGCAGCUCCACCUACACCAAGCUGAGUGACCCAGCCGUCUGUGGUGACCGCCAGCCGGGUGAUCCCUCCAGCGGCUCUGCUGAGGAUGGGGCAGACAGUGGCUUUGCAGCAGCCGAUGACACACUGAGCCGGACGGACGUGCUGGAGGCCAGCAGCCUGCUGUCGUCGGGGGUGGACUGUGGCACCGAGGAGACCUCGCUGCACAGCUCCUUCGGCCUGGGCCCCCGCUUCCCCGCCAGCAACACCUAUGAGAAGCUGCUGUGUGGCAUGGAGGCUGGUGUGCAGGCCAGCUGCAUGCAGGAGCGUGCCAUCCAGACAGACUUCGUGCAGUACCAGCCUGACCUUGACACCAUCCUGGAGAAAGUGAACCAGGCCCAGGUCUGUGGGACAGACCCUGAGUCAGGGGACAGGUGCCCAGAGCUGGAUGCCCACCCUCCAGGGCCCAGAGACCCCAACUCAGCAGUGGUGGUGACAGUGGGUGACGAGCUAGAGGCCCCAGAGCCCAUCACCCGCGGACCCACCCCACAGCGGCCUGGUGCCAACCCCAACCCUGGCCAGUCGGUGAGCGUGGUGUGCCCCAUGGAGGAGGAGGAGGAGGAGGCUGCCGUGGCUGAGAAGGAGCCCAAGAGCUACUGGAGCCGCCACUACAUCGUGGAUCUGCUGGCUGUGGUGGUGCCAGCUGUGCCUACGGUGGCCUGGCUUUGCCGCUCCCAGCGGCGCCAAGGCCAGCCCAUCUACAACAUCAGCUCCCUGCUGCGGGGCUGCUGCACUGUGGCCUUGCACUCCAUCCGCAGGAUCAGCUGCCGCUCGCUGAGCCAGCCGAGUCCCAGCUCAGCGGGCGGCGGCUCCCAGCUCUGAGGGAGCCCAUUCCAGCAGCGGCGCCUGCAGCCUGACCACUGAUUGUAGGGAUGCCGUUCCCCCCUCCCUUCUCCCAUGGGCAUCGUCUUAUUUAUUUAGUUUUGGGUGUGGAACUGUUUUUUUUUUCAAGGUGUUAAAACAGUCUCGUGGCAGGAGCAGGGGUUGGAGAAAGACAUCCCAAAGCUUCGAUGGAGAGCAGGGAAGGGGGACCCAAGGCAGGAGGCACACCAGCUGGACAAAUUGCAGGGAGGGGAGGGAGCGAGGGCCAACCCGGCCCCUCUCUCCCCCUGGCCCUUCAGACAGGGCCAGCCCUGCUCAGGGAGUCUCUGGCUGUCUUCAUCUGGGGAAGCCCGGCUUGAGUUGUCCACAGGCCCCUGCCCUGCACUGUCCUGUCCAGUGCCCUGCUCACUCCAUGCUGUCUCUUCCAAGCCACCUUGCCCACAGCCCAGGCUCCUGAGCCAGCACUCUCUCCUCAAAUGGAGGCAGCAAUGGCCUGAAGUGCAGAUCACUGACCUAGGGCUCAGAGCAGAAGCCAGAACCACUGGGCCGGCCGGCGUUCCAGCCUCCCCAGACUGCUCCCCACCUUGGGACUCAGGAGCUCGGUCAAGGUCACAGGCUGGAGGAGAGACGGGGCUGGGCGCAAGGUGGCAGAGGGCAGUAUGGGUUCUGUGUCUGUCUGUUCAUCCCAGGCCUUCCCGUCAUCCCUUUCCUCUUGGCACUUCUGGGUGUGUCAGUCAUUAUUCCUGUGAGGCAGCUAAGCCCGGCAAGCUCAGUGCUGGGGUAGGAGGGCCUGCCUGAGUCCCAGCUCCCAUCUGGAGAAUCCACCAGAACAAAAAGAGGAGGUAGGGGCAGAAGCCCAAGGGGGCUCCCCCAGCCUUCCAAGGUGAGGCCAUCUCAUCUGCAGGCUGGGAGGCAGGGCUGGACUCAGGAACCCACAGCUUGUUGAAAAAGCCAGAGGCCAAGACUGCCCCCAGAAACUUGCCCCGAGUUUCUCUGGGGCCCUUGGGCCCAACUUCUGCUUUGCACUAUGUUCACUUUGGGGUUGGUUCUCAGUCAUCCAAGGGUCUCCAGUGAGGUUGUUGCUUGCUGUCUGAGAUGAGGGUUCCUAAACCUUAAACCUCUCUGCCUCUGGAGGAGGGUGGGGGAUUCUGGCAGGAUGAAUCGCAGGAUGGCGCGUACUGAAGCCACGAUGUUCGUCCAGGCCAAAGCGGGGUGUCCUGGGAUAGGUUUCCCAGACAGGGGCAUGGCAGAGCAGGCAGAUGCCCUGCAGCCUCCCUGCUCCCAGCCCAAGGCCAGUCGGCCUGGGAAGUUCACUGCCCCAACUCUUUUCCCGGGACCAUACUGAGUCCCCCAGCCACGCUGCUGACAUUCUUAUUACCAUUAUUAUUUUACCAAGUAAACUCACUCCUCUUCCCCCACAGGGGUUAACCCAUGUGGUUGUCCCACCCACUCUUCAGAGGCUAGGCCCCACAUCUUGAGGGUUGGAGGGACUAUGUGUCUUACUCGCCCCUCUGGCCUAAGGGCCACACUGGUUCUCUGCCAAGGUUGCUUGCCCUCACCCCAAUGCUCCAACAGCCAUUGCCUGACUCAUGGGCUCUGCCCUUCUGCUUGGUGCCCUCCACAUGAGGCGGGGCACCUGCAUGCACUGGGAGGGGUCGGCUGGCCCAGCCCUCGGGGCAGGAGCCCCCUCUGCCACACGCUUUGUGCCUCCAAAGCUCCCCCUGCCUUGGUCAGGGCCUCAGACCAGCCAACCUUUGUGGAAUAUGCCCCAGCCCAGCCAAACCAAACCCAGAUGCCUGAGGCCUGGCUGGGGCUGUCCGCGCAGGACACUGUGGCCAUGCCACGGAGGGGGCAGUGGACAAAACCAAUCCAAAGCCAAGCCGGGACUGGCUGCGGACCCAGCCUCCUGUGCCGCGCACUCAUGGAGCUGCGUAGUCCUCCUUAGACAUAGUCAAAGCUUUGCCGAGAAAAGAAAUCUAUGAACUAUAUUUGACAACAUAAAAUCUCUCUAUUUUUCACCACUGGAAUUUAGUCAAGCUUCAAGCCCCCCUGCUCCUGUCUGUGUCUUGCGUCUGUGGCCUUCCUAUCGUGUCUUGUGUUUUGGUGGAUGUGACAGGGCUGGGGCCACAGUCUACUCUGUCUCUGCUGCUAGAGAAGCCACCUGUGGAGGAGUGGACUGUGGUUGGGCCUGAGGCCUGGGGAGGAGGUGAGUGUAGCCAGCAGCAGCCCUCUACUCCUGUUCUGGCCUGAGACCACCGGUGUGGGUCAUGAGGGCCCUGGCCCACAGUGUUGAGGGUCCUCUCUUUCAGGGGUUCUCCUGGGGCCUUCGAUGGGCUUUUCUUCUUGUCAGUGGAGGGAGCAGCUCCCCACUCAGCCCUGGGACAGGCCCUGGGACUGUGGCGGCUGGUGGCCUUGGUCCAGCUCUGGAGUGCGUGUGUGUGUGCUCAGAUCCCGCAUCUAUGCAAAGGUGCAGGCUGCCUGUGCGGUUCCAGGUGGUGGAGGUGCGGCAGCUGCUGCUCAGGUGCCAUGCCCUGAAGAGGUAGGGUACAGAUGGGGCUGGGAGGGCAAAGAUGGGGCAGGGCCUCCCCCUGAGAGAGCCUCACCCUCCACAGUGACCCUUUUCCUUCCUGCCUAAUACCUCCUCCCGUUGGGCUGCGUCCUUUUCCUCCUGCCCUCAGCCUCUGAAACAGAAAUCUUUGGGGCCUCCCCUUUCCCCAGCGUCUGGCCAGAGCUGAUGAGGUCCUGAGGAACAGAGUUCCCAGGAACCACAUUCUGGAGCCUAGCUGCCAGACGUGGCUUCUUCUGAGUUCUAAGGCUCGGGCCAGAGUGACCCUACUGCCCGGCCAGUCCAGGUUCAGGCAGGAAUCAGACGCUGGGGCCCGGGCUCUGCAUAGAGAGCUGGGCUUGAGUGGAGUUUAUUGUAGAUUUCUCCCAAGGGGAUCACUUAGCUUCUCACUGACACACCCUUCCCAGUUGCCACAAGCGCAGGCUAUCUUACAGCACUUUGGGGAGGGGUGGGACAAACUGCAAGGUUCUGGGGCCAAGGCCUACCCAGGGGCCUCUGCCCAGAGAACUCACAACCCCCUCUCUGACCUAGGGGACAAUGCCAACGGGUCACAGUGCACUCCCAUAUUAGGCCAUCCCCUUCACGAAGAAUUCAGGGGAUGUGGGAAGUGGGGAGGUGGGGAGGGAUCUUGACUCUUGUCUCCUUUGUCCUUUUGUUCAGACAGAGUUUUACCUGCAGCAGACAACUCUGAAUUAAAGCAUGAAAACACAGCAA
Messenger RNA from Symphalangus syndactylus (siamang), 7390 nucleotides. RefSeq names its product syntaphilin (gene SNPH). The record is from RefSeq and is a predicted model, not a curated record. Lineage: Eukaryota; Metazoa; Chordata; Mammalia; Primates; Hylobatidae. Gene Ontology annotation, cellular component: cytoplasmic microtubule; mitochondrion. Gene Ontology annotation, biological process: neuron differentiation.